AGACAUAGCGGCGCGAUACCACGCGACACCACGCCGCGUCGUUCCUCGCGUGAUUUUCCGCAUCACGCGGCAGCCGCGAGCGGACUCAGGCCUCGGAAAGGCAGUAUCAUCGCGAGGGAGAGCUUUUUUCCUCUUCAACCCCUUUCCCGUCGUUUUGCUCUAACUCGUUUCAUCUUCUUCCCCCGCUCACCUGUCCGCCCUCCUACCCUCUCUCAUCCUUUCCUAUUUUCUCUUUCCGCGUCUCCACAACGUUACGGAGGCGCGAGGCGGAAUCGCGUGAUCGGCGGCCUCGCGAGCGACGAGUAAAUCGCGUUAUCGCGUCGGGCAAAGGGCGCGAGACAUGAGAAUUAUGCCGUCCUCGCUACGCGUGGUGAUGAGAUCAUGUGGUCGCGCUCGGCUCCGGAACAGGCAGUGACAUUUCGAGCGCACGUUCCGGAACGGUACACGUACACGCAGCCCGGAACGCCGCCGCCGUCGCCACCACCGCUGCCGCCGCCACCGCCACCGCCACCGCCUACCUCCUUCCGCCCGCUGCCGUCGCCGUUAAAAUGAUCGAACUGGCGACCGGAUUCGCUCUGACACCCGCGGCGCGGACCGUCGCCGUUCGCGAAGUGGCAAACGCGACGGGGAUGAAGGGGUGGUCUCAUCGCUGUGCGUGAUCCGAUUUCGUGACCUUGUACAUUACGUGUACGCGAGCGAGCGAGCGAGAGGAGAGGGUGAGAGUGCGCGCGCGCGCGCGCAAAAGAGAGAGAGAGAGAGAGAGAGAGCGAGGUCAACGAGGGACGAGGGUUGGCGAGUUUGCGAUAUAUAGUGAAGUACGGGCGGUAGAUAGAUGUGCACGAGAUCGGUACGCAAGAAGAGCGAGAGGCGGUGAUCCGAGGACGGUGAUGACCUAUGGACGAUGCGCGAGGAUCGUUAAAUCGACGGGUGCCGAACUGGUUCGUCCCUGGUCCCCGGCUACGACGAUCGAUCAUCGCCAAUCGCGUGAAAUUACCGCGGAGAAACUCACCACCGCGGAAGACCACGCGUCGAGAGAACGCGGCGAGGGUGGUAGCGAAGGAGAAGAGGAAGAGGGGAGAGAGGAUUUUUUUGAGAAAUAUCGUUGUCUAGAAUCGCGUUGAAAUAAUGUUUCUGCUUAUCGACGACAGGCUGCUAAGCUUCGGGCUACUGUUUCUGUUGUGGAUAGGCUCGAGUCGUCAACAAGAGGAGGACAUACCUCACAAUGAAGUGAAAAACUGGGCCUUAAAGUUCGGCGUGGAUCUAUGGGAGUUUGGUAAACAAGUAACCAAAAUGAGCGAGAUACAAAGGAAAUAUCAUGAAGUGGAAGCCAACGUCAUAAAAAGGGAUGGUCUCGUCCUCGUUCGCGAGAUGGCCAUGGAGGUGAAAAACAUGAUGGACUUUAAAAUGAAUGCCGUGAUGAGAUUAGUGGAGAGCGCCGAACAGGCCGCGGUAUCGGCACCGAGGGAUGGAAACGUAUCGCCUAAGUAUUACGCCUCACAUCGGCUUAAUAGCUUCAUCAGCGAUGAGAAGGGUCCCGCGCAGGACGUGUUUCUCACUACGAAUCGCCAUUUCGACCACCUAGCAGUGAACGUCAGUUUGUCUGCCGUGCUUCUGCCGAGCGGAGUCAAAGACAACGAACGUGACGUUGCCUCAGGUAUUCAAUGGAGCGAGUACUUGGAUCUGCUGUUUGUUAAUAAUUACGAGAGUGACCCUACGCUCUCGUGGCAAUAUUAUGGAGCGACGACAGGAUUUUUACGUCGUUUUCCAGCAAUAUCAUGGCCGCCAAUGGAGGGUACAUUUGGGGCAUCCAAGUCCUCGCAUCAUCGGGCCGUUCGCGACGUGUACGACUUCAGGAUGUCGAAUUGGUUCGUUGGGGCGGCAAACAGCCCGAAGGAUCUAGCGAUCCUGAUCGACAGUGCGACCUAUACGUCUGAUCGGAAUCGACGAUUGACGAUAGCCACAGCAAAGAUCGUCCUGGACACUCUGGGGCCGGAUGAUUACGUGAAUGUAUAUCGCUACGGGGAGAACGCCGAAGAGAUCGUGCAAUGCUUUAAGGAUAGCCUGGUGCAGGCGUCGCCCGAGAACGUUCACGAGAUGAAGGUGGCCUUGAGCACCGUGAAACACGAAGACACCGCGACCAACAUUUCGGCCGCGCUCAGCACCGCAUUCGAGAUCCUUCACAAGUACAAUCGCACCAGCCAGGGGAGCCAGUGCAACCAGGCUAUCAUGCUGAUCACCUCCGAUACCGACGGCCCACCCACAGAAGUGAUAAAGCGUUACAAUUGGCCGCAUAUGCCCGUGCGGCUCUUUACUUAUCUCAUCGGUGGCGACAAGAGCCCCGAUCUCCAAAACACGGCCUGCACCAAUAAAGGAUUUUACGCGAGAAUAACGAACGCGGACGAAAUCCAUAAUAAAGUUUUCGAGUACGUGAAGGUUUUAGCGCGGCCUAUGGUACUCUAUCAGCAUGACCAUCCCCUUCACUGGAGUCCCGCUUACGUAGGUGGAAAAAGCAGUAGAUACGGCAGAGAAAAUCGGGGCCAAUUGAUGACGUCUGUGACAGCUCCGAUUUUAGAUCGCCGGAAUUAUACGGUGAAAACGGCUAAUUUAUUGGGUAUUGUCGGUACCGAUGUACCUGUCGAGGAGAUUCAGAAACUCGUGCCGCCUUACAAGUUAGGAGUUAAUGGAUAUUCGUUUAUUGUUGACAAUAAUGGCAGAGUUCUGUAUCAUCCUGACCUGCGGCUUCUCCCUGGAAACACAGAAUACGAUGAAACGUUGAAACCUUCGUAUAUAAGUGUAGAUCUAUCGGAAGUUGAACUCGCAGAAUACGAUGGCCCUUCGGCUCCCCCGAACAACUCGCUUCUGCUCGAUCUGAGACGCGACAUGAUCGAUCAAAAAGAAGGAGAAACGGACUUUACAAUCAAAAUACAUUAUGAUGAUAUGAAAAGAGUUACGAUUAGACGGCAUAACUAUUUUUACAAGCCGAUCGAGGGUACCCCGUUUUCUUUAGGCUUGGCCCUACCGGAAGGCUACGGCAUGUUCGAAUUACGGGCUGAGCAAGAAAUCAAGCUCGCCAUCGUAAAUGUAACGGAGUAUUUCAAGGGAGGCAACUGGAAAGUGCAUCCCGAUUGGAUUUACUGCGAAUAUAAUUCGGCUUCCGAUAAGUUCUUUUCCUCCCCGGAGGAACGCGUCCUGCACUUCCUGGCACGGACGCGCCGACCGGGAUGGAAAUGGAUGUCCUUGAGAGCAAGGAGUCCCAGCUCGCAUCACAAACAGGCGAGCAAGCCGGAUAAAGAUUCUUAUUAUUGUGACAAAAAAUUAGUGCAAUCACUGGUCUUAGAUGCUUUGGUGACGGACGGAUUCGAUAAAAGGGAAACGCAGAGGAUGCAUAAAGAGGAGAACGAAAACCCUAUUGCCAUACUGAUGGCUCUACUGCACAGUCAGGGCAAGGGUAGAUUUGGCGUUACGAGGAGCUUCAUUGCCACCAGAAGCGGACUCCUGCGCUGGCACGAGCAUCUGCAGAGUGAAGGAAACACCGAAGAACCACGAUUCGCUGAAAGGCACGCGAGAGCCAUGGAUUCGUCGUGGUACAAACGCGCAGUGGAUCAACACUCCAUAGAACCGGAAAGCUUCGUCUUCAGCGUACCGUUUGACGCGGCCGAUACAGCCGAUCCACUUGUUACCGCCACUCAUGCCAUAUUCAUCGGGAAGGGUCACAAAGCACCAGCAGCGGUAGUGGGUUUGCAAUUUCAACACUCGUCCUUGGCGACUCACUUCGUGAACAUCACUUCGACGUGUACCGGUAUGACGGGAUGUAAAAAGAAUUGCGCCUCGGAGGAACUUGACUGUUACAUUCUUGAUAACAAUGGAUUUAUUAUCAUAAGCGAACGUCACGAGCACACCGGAAAGUUCUUCGGCGAGAUAGAUGGAACUAUAAUGGAUUCCUUAGUACAAGAUAGGAUAUAUAGAAAAGUGACCGUCAUCGAUUAUCAAGGGACUUGCAGCCCUCAGGAAUCUAAUCAGUCAUCGGCGCCGCGAAGUCUAUCUGAUUCUAUCAUAACGACGGCAGCGGCAUUCGGCAACUUUCUUUGGACUUUGACUUUGAGUCUCAAUAUUCAAGAUUUAUGGCAGACGACAUUGGCGUUGGCUAACGACGUGAUGGACGAUGAUCUAGUGUUCUCUGACGACGAGGAGACGCACGAGUUCGAGUCGCUGACGCCUGCCGACUCGACGGACGAGGUAACGUCGGAUGAGAACAAUGUGUACGUGAGAUUUCCGGUGAUCGCACCAGCGACACCGGCCUCGCCGCCGACCACACGGGCUACUUCUGCUCAUUAUCCGAUGAAAUUGCGCGCCUGCGAGAAGAAAACGGAUUUGUAUAUCCUGCAACCCGAGCGACUCAACACCAGCGGCCAGAGCAACCCUCUAAAAGGAAAACUCACCAAUUGUCACGUAACCGGAUGUGAAAGACCGUUUAGUGUCCAAAAGAUCCGUCACACCAACCUGAUAUUGCUGGUGGUCGACACGUUGUGCCCGUGCGGCAGUAAGCAGCUAAGCAUCGAGCCAAUCGAGGCGCUAACCGAGCCUGGGGCGUGUACGGCACGGAGAGAACGCCUGUAUCGACGAAGACCACCGAAAUGCAUAAAUUAUCACCCCGAGGAGAUGGAGAUCAAAUUUUGCGGUAGCGCCGGCCGUCUCUUUAACUACUCGUUGAGUCUUAUGUCUCUCUUAUUCGUCAUCACAGUGCGGCUUACGUGACUCUGUCGGGAUUAAUUAAUUGCGCGUGUCCAAGCGCGUGCACGUAAACCACAUAAAGCAUACACAUACAUACUCAUACAUGUGUUUACAAAUUACCUUUUUAAAAUGGAUUUAGCGUUGUCGUUUCUAUGGAACAGUUAUAAAGAGGAAAAAAUAAGAAGAGAGGAGCAGUGUACUAGGUUCGCGAAUUGUCACUACUUGACACAAGAAUGAUGAAAUAUAUACAUAUACACACAUACAUAC
Temnothorax curvispinosus is the source of this 4998-nucleotide messenger RNA. It is a transcript of the gene stol, whose product is annotated as voltage-dependent calcium channel subunit alpha-2/delta-3. Lineage: Eukaryota; Metazoa; Arthropoda; Insecta; Hymenoptera; Formicidae. The transcript has 24 exons. Bases 1126 to 4755 code for a protein of 1209 amino acids. Gene Ontology annotation, cellular component: voltage-gated calcium channel complex. Gene Ontology annotation, molecular function: voltage-gated calcium channel activity. The record is from RefSeq and is a predicted model, not a curated record.